Messenger RNA from Condylostylus longicornis, 567 nucleotides. Its product is annotated as tRNA-binding protein YgjH-like. NCBI's taxonomy places the organism in Eukaryota, Metazoa, Arthropoda, Insecta, Diptera, Dolichopodidae. Gene Ontology annotation, molecular function: tRNA binding. The coding region runs from base 1 to 567 and encodes 188 amino acids. The transcript has 2 exons. The record is from RefSeq and is a predicted model, not a curated record.
AUGAAGGAAAGCCGUCUGCCAACAGUUCCGCAAUCUGCAACUAAGGAGGAAGGAGGAAAACAGAUUCGCGCUGAAAAGAAGACAGACAAGUCAGAGAAAAAAUCAGUGAAAAAGGAGAAACAGCCCAAGGGGAAACCUAAUGACAAAGGGGAAGAACAAACCAGACCAAUCGAAGACGUGACUCGACUCGAAAUCCGUGUGGGUAUGAUUGUGAAGGCAUGGUCUCAUCCAGAGGCUGAUAAACUCUAUUGCGAAGAAAUUGACAUCGGUGAAGAAUCUCCUCGACAAAUUGCAUCUGGAUUGAGAGAACACGUUUCUCAUGAAGAGUUUGAAGGGCAAAAGGUGUUGGUAUUGUGCAAUACGAAGGAGAAGAAGCUCAGAGGAUUUCCCUCUCAUGGAAUGGUUUUAUGUGGAAAGAAGGACUUAGGGGACGGUAAAGAACGCGUCGAACUCGUCAAACCGCCGAAAGAUUCAAAUGUGAGUGAAGAGUUUCGAAAAAUCACUGAAAAUAUAAUUUUAUCAGAUUGGCGAACUUAUUCGAUUCGAAGGUCUUGCUGGAAAUCCUGA